AUAAAUUCAUAGAUGAAAUGCAUAUAGGACAGCAUUUAUCUACAGGAAAACAAUACUAUUUUUGUGUAUAGACAUGCUAUUUUAAACCCAUGUCACAUCAAAGUAAUGCUUCAAAAUAAUUAAUGGUAAAGUACAAUAGGUUUCACAUCAAUAAUGCAGUAUCAUAAGUGUCACAUUACUUUUAUUUUUUACUACUCAGCUGUUAGGUGUUGUAAUCAUUAUCAGUGACAGCUUUUGUACCAGUUAUUUCUGAGAAUGAAUAAACAAAAUUAGCAAUUUUGUGAGAAUUAUACACUCAUAGUAAAAUACAUGUUAUCGGUAGGCUUUAACUGGUAAUAAAAAAUACCCCUGGACCAAAAUGUACCGCUGUAAAUUAACAAUGGUUUUAUUAUAGUAAAAGUGUAGUUACCAUGUUUUUUUGGCGGAUUGAUUACCAAUCUGUAUAACCACAGUUUUUUUAACAAACAUCCAAGUACGAGUACAGUAGACCUGUUAGAUUUUGUUUCCAAUUCCCAACAAAUAUAGUGAAAAGGCAACAUGCCUAAAAAUAAUAAACACAAGUUAAAUGAUGAAUAUGAAAGUUUAGAGAUGACUGUCAAAGCAGAGGGUGCUGACAUGAAAAUGUUUUAAAUGGCUUUUUUCUUAUUGGAAGAAGUUGGAUAAAGAAACUGAUCUGCAAGACAGGACGAGAAACAAGAUUUAACACUUGUCUAUGAAGUAUGAAAACAUCAUGACAAAAAAUAUUACACAUAUAUUUUAUUAUAUUUAUUAUACACUAUAUUAUAGCUAUAAUUAAUAAAAUGCCUUUAAAAAAAAUAUAAAGUGCUUUUGGAUGCCAUUAAAGCAGGACCUUAACAUGAAUCGGCCCAUCUGUCUCUGAUCUGUUUAUCCGUUUAUGAAAUGUGAUGCCUUUCAUCCUUCUUAUCCUCGCUUUUAGAUAUUCUCAUCUCCUCACCUUCUCUUUGAACUUCAUCCUGGGUCACCGUGAAUAUCAGCCUCUCGCUCCUCAGUUUCUCCUUGACGCUGUUUUUUACGUAACCUUUUCUGGCAUCACUCCCCUCCUCCAAAAACAAAAUACAGAGGAAAAUAAAUAAAUAAAUAAUAAUAAAAUCUGUAUUAAGUUGCCCAAGGCCGAAGCUUCAGACUUAAUCCCUUAUGCAAACAGAUUUGUGAAAUUUGGAUACGAUUUGUACGAUGAAACCAUACAUUUAUGUAACAGCGACAAGGUAAAGAGAUAAAUGUAAUAUGUUUGUGGAACAACAAUGACGGUCAGGACAAAUGAGUGCAAUAAAGACGGUUAAUGACAUUCACGUGUGCUCUAGCAUCUCUAGUCUUGUUUUAUAUGAUCUAUAGAUUUAUAUUAGCACAUGAGCAUCACAUUGUGUAUUAAAUCAUUCUGAUAACUGUAAUGUUAUGCAGUAUGUAGACAAUCGUGUGAUGUGCACACCAUAAAGCUCUAGGACAGUUCUGAAAAGUGACAUUUUCUGAGAAAUUCCUGUGAACAGUUCGUGGAAAAGGAUUUACCAUAUGCCAUGAUGCCAUGAAUUAAUGCUCUUGUAGAAACAGCAGGGGUGUUUCAUUUAAUCCCUAUUUGUCUAUUUUCAGUUUGUGGAAAUAAUAUGAAUGUGCAAUCAGAAGAGGAUCUCUUCAGAUUAAUCGGUCAGAUCUUAUCUUAUUAUGCUUGUAAUGUUAAUGUGGAAGAUGCAAAUGAAAUAUACCACCAAACACAUAUACGUGUAAGAAAUUAAACCUUUCUCAAAUUCUACAAUUUUACAAUCAUAAAAUUAUGGAUAUUAUAUUUGAAUACUACAUAUUUGCCAUAACCUCAUUUCUGUGUGAUGUUUGAAAAGCACAGAUUAUGCAAAAAUAGUAAGCUACAAAAAGUUUAAAUAAUAAUAAUAAUAAAAAGGUUGAUUAUUUUUAGGAUUAGAAUAAUGUAAAGUUUAAUGUUCAUAAAAUAUAAACAACCUGUUCAUUGGUUACCAUAUACAGUGAAAGAUUAUAUUAAAUUUAAAGAGACGUAAUUUUACUAUAAAAUAUUGUUAAAAAAAAAAAGUGUUUUAUCAGCACAAAAUUAGGCUCAUCUUGUAAUUUAAGGUGAAAAACUGUAAAAGGACUAGAUGUCUCAGAGUGAUACGUUAUAUUUGAUUCUAUUUUAUGUAAAUAAUUAUGUUUCUUAGGAUUUUUGUUUUGUGUAGUUAAUGUUUACUUCAUUAUUUUACUGUCAUAUUCAUGUGUUACCUGAUGGUUGUAUUUAUUUAUUUAUUGUUUACACAACAACGAUGUACUAAAACAAAAGUUUUUCCUUUGCGUUUUUCGCGAACAGAUGACAACGUUGUCAAAAUUAUUUCUGUUCACAUGAAUCCGCAUAAACAACUAAAAACCGCUGUAUGUUGCCAGGCCAGUAGUUGGCGAUGUCACUUUAGGGUUUUUCACACUGAGCUAAACCCCGGGUUAUCUUCGUUCUAAACACCGCUUUUAACCCCGGGUAAAGGGGCGUUUCACACUUGUAAUUUAGAAGUGGGGUUAGCACCACUUUUUACCUAGGGUUAUGAAACCCUGCUCCGGAGCAGGGUUAGCACCGCUAUUGCAGUGUUAACCCCGCAUUGCGGUGCCAAACUUGCAGUGUGAAACGACGCGGUGUUCUAAUUUUAUGACUAGAUGCUUAGCAACGGCUAACCAUCAUAUUCACGUGCUUAGACAGUCAAAGAAACAUUAUAUAUAAACAGUAAAUUCAGCGUUUGAGAGGAAAAAUGUCAAAUGCUGACUGAAAACGCGACAAUUUAAGUGAAGUAGAGAAGUAGUUUCAUUCUUACCUUUAUAGUCCGAAAUGUCCAUUCAUUAUAAAUUCGAUAGUACAGUCGUUAGUAAGAGGAUGCACAAUGCUAAAGCUAUGUAAACAGGUCGCGUGCUGCGUUUAUCCAAUCAAUGACACUGACACCGCAAAUAAGAAUGGUAACCCAGGGUUUAGGAAUGUACAAUGUGAAACGUCAGCUUAUAAAUACCCAAGAUUAAUUGUUAACACCGGGCAAAUUAUGAGCAGUGUGAAACGUGAAGCAAGAUAACCCAGGAUUCUGUUUACCCGGGGUUUAGAAUGACCCAGGGUUAACUAUUUCAAGUGUGAAAAUUUUAUUUGUAAAGAACCACUAUGUGCCUAUAGACUGAACUUUUUACAAAUUUGCGGUUUUGUAGUUUGCACGGAGAUGGUAACGGUAUUGUUUUUAAAAACUUGCACUUUGAAACACGUUUUUAAAAGUUUGCGUUUUGAGGCGCCCAAAGCGCCAUUGUCGUGUAAAUGAACGACCAAAACGCAUAAAAAGAUUUCAGUUUUUAGUUGAAAUCGAUGUCAUGUAAAUGACCCCUUAGUUUCUUUGUCAUGUUCUGUUUAAGGGCCGUUUACAAGACACUGUUUUCAACUUACUUCAGCUACUUUUACAAAGUGACAUCGCCAACUACUGGCCUGGCAGCAUAACACAUCAUUUAUGUCGUUUUCGCGGAUCCGUGUGAAAAGGGAUCAUUUUGACAACAUUGCCGUGUGUACGCAAAAAAAACGUGAAGGAAAGACUUUUCCUUUUUUAGUACGUCUUUGUCGUGUAAUUUUUCUAGUUCAUGGUUUUCCCUGUCACGCUUUUGCCUGAGUUCUAGUUCGUAGUUUGCUUCCAUGCUUUCUGAUUAGUGCACACCUCUUCUUUGUUUCUUUGAUUAUCAUUAGUGUAUUUAAGCCCUCUGUUUUCCUUAGUUCAUUGUUCUGCAUCGUCAAUGUUUAUGUGUAGUUUGUUUCAUGUUCUUGGUGUUUAUUAAAAGUAAAUUUAUUCGCUCAUUCUGUGUCACACAUCUCGUCUUUUGGAUUUACUACACGCUACCAUGAAUGUUACUAGUUGUGUAUAUUAGAAUUUUAUAUUACAUCUUAUGUUGUUAAAUGAAUGUUUAUUGCAUUAUUUCAGUGUCGUGUAUGUUACCAUGAUAGUGUUUUGUGUGCAUGCCACUGUGUGUGCCUUCUAAUUAUUAGUAUUUAUAUAUAUAUUUGUAAAUUUCACUUUUAAACUAAAAUUUACAGGUUGUUCUGUUACUGAAUUAUUCUGGCAACUACAGCUGCCAGUGUUUUUUCUGUAAAAAUUACAUUUUUUACAGUGUAGGCUACCUUAUUAAAUUAAUUAAAAUUAAAAUUAAAAAUCAAGGUAAGUAGAGCAGUUAAUUCACUUUAUUUCCUGUCUGAGUCUGAUUGUUGAUCAUAUCAGCCUUCAAACUGAUGUGAGUAUGACCCCUCCCCCAGUCACUUUCAUACACCAUACAAAAAGCCCUCAUGAGCCGAGCCAGUCAAUCAGAGGGCACAGGCGGUCUGAGGAGGAAGGUCAACCGGCAGAGUCAGCGAACACUGUGACAAGAUUGGAAAAAAGAAAGGACCAACAGAUAAAGAUAAAGAUUUGAUGAGUUUCACUCCAGACUGAGUACAGUACAGGCUUAGGACACACGCUGAUCACAGACAGCUCAUCCCAAUACAGAUAUGACUGCAUGCAUCUUCUUACGGGGAGCAAAAAUUGACAGAGAAUUGGCAGAUGAUGAAAUUGAAGAGCUGAGAGAGGCAUUUAAUGAAUUUGAUAAAGAUAAAGAUGGUCUAAUUAGCUGUAAGGACCUGGGAAACCUGAUGAGGACGAUGGGCUAUAUGCCAACCGAGAUGGAGCUGAUCGAGUUGGGCCAGAACAUCAACAUGAAUUUGGGAGGGAGGGUAGACUUUGAAGACUUUGUGGAGUUAAUGGCCCCAAAGCUUUUGGCAGAAACAGCAGGCAUGAUUGGUGUGAAGGAACUGCGAGAUGCUUUCAAAGAGUUCGAUAUGGACGGCGAUGGCUCGAUCACUACUGAGGAACUGAGAUGUGCUAUGAGUAAAUUACUGGGAGAACACAUGAACCACAGAGAGAUUGACGCUGUCGUCCGAGAGGCGGACAAUAAUGGUGAUGGUACAGUAGAUUUUGAAGAGUUUGUGAAGAUGUUGUCAAGCUGCUGAGAACAUCAUCUUAUUCUGGAUGCUGCAGAUACAUAAAACGUACAUAAAGCAAAGUAAUUUCACACAAGACAGCAUAUGCAUGGACGUAAAUAUAACAGCAAUGUACAGAAAGGUUUUUUCCCCCACAAUCUAUGCAAAAAUCUCAAACUUUCAAUGCAAUACUAAGUUAUUGAUCUUAAAACUGGAUGCACAAUAUUUCUCUAAUAUCAUCUUUACAUUAUUUUUAGAAGAUAUUUCCUCAAUAAAAUACAAAAUUAAGAAAUAAA
Messenger RNA from Ctenopharyngodon idella (grass carp), 5268 nucleotides. RefSeq names its product calcium binding protein 5a (gene cabp5a). Gene Ontology annotation, molecular function: calcium ion binding. Lineage: Eukaryota; Metazoa; Chordata; Actinopteri; Cypriniformes; Xenocyprididae. The coding region runs from base 4505 to 5002 and encodes 165 amino acids. The transcript has 7 exons. The record is from RefSeq and is a predicted model, not a curated record.